CAAACUUCAGCACUUGGUCCCUUUUCUUGGAUUGCUUGGAAGGAGACAGUGUGGUGGCAGCCGCUGGGAACUGUUGUGACCGUGUUGUUGUUGUAAACUCUUGAUUUUAAAGCGACAGUCAAGGAUCAGACUUUGUCAAUGUUUGGGAUUCAAGAUACUUUAGGACGAGGACCAGCUCUGAAGGAGAAGUCGCUGGGCGCGGAGAUGGAUUCGGUGCGCUCCUGGGUCCGGAACGUCGGCGUGGUGGACGCCAACGUCGCGGCGCAGAGCGGGGUCGCCCUGUCCCGGGCUCAUUUUGAGAAGCAGCCCCCUUCUAACUUGAGGAAAUCCAACUUCUUUCAUUUCGUCCUGGCGCUCUACGACAGGCAGGGGCAGCCGGUGGAGAUCGAGCGCACGGCCUUCGUGGACUUUGUGGAAAACGACAAAGAACAAGGCAACGAGAAAACCAACAAUGGCACCCACUACAAGUUACAGCUGCUCUACAGCAAUGGUGUUCGCACAGAGCAGGAUCUCUAUGUCAGGCUCAUUGACUCGGUCACCAAGCAGCCUAUAGCAUACGAGGGCCAGAAUAAGAAUCCAGAAAUGUGCCGAGUUCUGUUGACGCACGAAGUAAUGUGCAGUCGCUGCUGUGAAAAGAAAAGCUGCGGAAACCGAAAUGAGACGCCUUCAGACCCAGUCAUCAUCGACAGAUUCUUUUUAAAAUUUUUCCUCAAGUGCAAUCAGAAUUGUUUGAAAACAGCAGGAAACCCGAGGGACAUGAGACGGUUCCAGGUUGUGCUGUCAACAACAGUCAAUGUGGAUGGACAUGUGCUGGCUGUUUCUGACAACAUGUUUGUUCACAAUAACUCCAAGCAUGGACGGAGAGCAAGAAGACUCGACCCAUCAGAAGCCACUCCCUGCAUCAAAGCCAUUAGCCCAAGUGAAGGCUGGACCACAGGAGGAGCCAUGGUCAUCAUUAUCGGGGACAACUUUUUUGAUGGCCUCCAAGUAGUGUUUGGAACCAUGCUUGUAUGGAGUGAGCUAAUAACCCCUCAUGCUAUCCGAGUACAGACUCCUCCUCGACAUAUCCCUGGAGUGGUGGAAGUGACAUUAUCUUACAAAUCCAAGCAGUUCUGCAAGGGAGCUCCAGGAAGGUUCAUUUACACAGCCUUAAAUGAACCCACCAUAGACUACGGCUUCCAGAGACUGCAGAAAGUCAUUCCGAGGCACCCUGGGGAUCCUGAGAGAUUAGCUAAGGAAAUGCUGUUAAAAAGAGCUGCAGACCUCGUGGAAGCACUGUAUGGCACACCACACAAUAACCAGGACAUCAUUUUGAAGCGAGCUGCAGACAUUGCUGAAGCCCUCUACAGUGUCCCCAGGAAUCCGAGCCAGAUUCCAGCCCUUUCCAGCUCCCCAGCUCACAGUGGCAUGAUGGGAAUCAACUCCUACGGCAGCCAGCUUGGGGUCAGCAUCUCAGAGUCAACUCAAGGAAAUAACCAAGGAUACAUCCGCAACACAAGCAGCAUCUCUCCGCGGGGAUACUCUUCAAGCUCCACACCUCAACAGUCUAACUACAGUACCUCGAGUAACAGUAUGAACGGUUACAGCAAUGUCCCGAUGGCCAACCUGGGCGUCCCAGGAUCGCCAGGAUUCCUCAAUGGCUCACCCACAGGCUCCCCUUAUGGAAUCAUGUCGUCAAGUCCCACCGUCGGAUCCUCCAGCACAUCAUCCAUCCUCCCGUUUUCCUCUUCAGUCUUUCCUGCUGUCAAACAGAAGAGUGCCUUUGCCCCUGUCAUCAGGCCUCAAGGCUCCCCUUCGCCAGCCUGCUCCAGUGGCAAUGGGAACGGAUUCAGAGCCAUGACUGGACUUGUCGUGCCCCCGAUGUAAAGAAGAGGAACUGCUUUCUUACGGCACAACACGAUUUACUCUGAU
Ochotona curzoniae (black-lipped pika) is the source of this 1911-nucleotide messenger RNA. RefSeq names its product EBF transcription factor 2 (gene EBF2). The record is from RefSeq and is a predicted model, not a curated record. Gene Ontology annotation, biological process: regulation of transcription by RNA polymerase II. The transcript is spliced from 16 exons. NCBI's taxonomy places the organism in Eukaryota, Metazoa, Chordata, Mammalia, Lagomorpha, Ochotonidae. Gene Ontology annotation, molecular function: RNA polymerase II cis-regulatory region sequence-specific DNA binding; DNA-binding transcription factor activity, RNA polymerase II-specific. The coding region runs from base 139 to 1866 and encodes 575 amino acids.